Sceloporus undulatus (fence lizard) is the source of this 921-nucleotide messenger RNA. RefSeq names its product olfactory receptor 8S1-like. Gene Ontology annotation, biological process: G protein-coupled receptor signaling pathway. Gene Ontology annotation, molecular function: olfactory receptor activity; G protein-coupled receptor activity. NCBI's taxonomy places the organism in Eukaryota, Metazoa, Chordata, Lepidosauria, Squamata, Phrynosomatidae. The record is from RefSeq and is a predicted model, not a curated record. The coding region runs from base 1 to 921 and encodes 306 amino acids. The transcript has a single exon. Gene Ontology annotation, cellular component: membrane.
AUGGAAAACAAAACUGGUAGAUCAGAGUUUAUUUUCUUGGGACUUUCCAGCGAUCCUCAGCUACAGAUGUUCUUGUUCGUGGUAUUUCUUACCAUUUACUUGAUAACACUCUCUGGAAACAUCAUCAUCAUACUAGUGAUAAGAAUGGACCCUUUUCUUUACUCACCAAUGUAUUAUUUUCUGUCUCAUUUGUCUUUUGUGGACAUCUGUUACUCUACUGACAUUGUCCCUAAGAUGUUGGCAAACAUGCUUAUGAAUCAAAAUACUAUCUCUUCUACUGGCUGCCUAACACAAAUGUUUUUCAGCCUUCUGCUGAGUGUUACAGAGGUCUUUAUUCUUUCAGCAAUGGCUUAUGACAGAUACACAGCUGUGUGUCACCCACUUCACUACAUAGUGGUCAUGAAGAAAUCCAUAUGCAAUUACCUGGUGAUGGGUUCAUGGUUAAUGGGCUUGUCGUUUGCAGUAGUAAAUACAAUGCCUACAUUCAAUGUACAGUUCUGUGACCUUCAUGAAAUCAAACACUUCAGCUGUGAGCUUCCACCACUGUUGAAAACAGCUAGUUCUGACACCUUCCUCAAUAAUAUAAUACUUUAUUCUUCUGUUAUCAUUUUUGGGCUUGGUUCCUUCCUACCAACCUUGGUGUCCUAUAUUCACAUCAUCUCCACCAUUCUGAAGAUCCGCUCAACAGAUGGCCGGAAAAAGGCCUUCUCUACCUGUAGUUCUCACCUCAUUGUGGUUGGUUUACUAUAUGUGACAGGAAUGUCCCAGUACAUGAAACCCAGCAGCAUCUCUUCGGUGGCACUAGAUGAACUUUUCUCUGUUCAAUAUAGCAUUCUGACUCCUAUGCUGAAUCCAAUUAUCUACAGUCUGAAAAAUAAAGAAGUGAAGAGAGCACUUGGAAGAAUGUUUGGGAAAAAGUAG